GCAGAAGAAGAGGAACAGGAAGCCGUUACGUGAUAACGUCACGAUCCAGGAAGGGCAGUUUCUUAAAGACAGGACCGAAGAACAUUGUGUUCAGUUCAAGCAACCAAAUAACCAAAUCUCAAACGCACAAGCACACUCUGGCAGACAUGUCAUACGGCAAAGAGAGCUACCGCCCUGUGCCACGGGACUUCAACACCCUCAUCCAGACAUGUUCCUCCAACAUCCAGAAGAUCACACAGAACACUGCUCAGAUCAAGAGCAUGGUGAACCAGCUGGGGACCAGUCAGGACACCAGUGAACAUCAGGAUCGUCUGCAGCAGAUACAACACUACACCAACCAACUGGCAAAAGAAACCAACAAGCACCUGAAAGAGUUGGGAUCCAUUCCUUUGCCAACAUCCCCCUCUGAGCAAAGGCAGCAAAAAAUCCAGAGGGAUAGGCUGAUGAAUGAUUUCUCAGCAGCUCUGAACAAUUUCCAAGCAGUCCAGCGGCGCGCAGCAGAGAAGGAGAAGGAGUCAGUGGCCAGAGCGAGAGCUGGAUCCCGCCUGUCAGCUGAAGACAGUUCUCGGGAUGAAAAACUUGUUUCUUUUGACAACCAAGAGGACUGGGGUCAGAUGACCACCCAGACGGAGGAGGUGGGCAUCACCGAGGAGGACCUGGAGCUCAUCAAGGAGAGAGAGAUCAACAUCAGACAGCUGGAGUCUGACAUUUUGGAUGUAAACCAGAUCUUCAAGGACCUGGCAGUGAUGAUCCACGAUCAGGGAGAGAUGAUUGAUAGCAUUGAGGCAAAUGUGGAGAACGCUGAUGUUCAUGUAGAGCGGGGAACAGAGCAGCUCCAGAGAGCCGCCUAUUACCAGCAAAAGUCCAGGAAGAAGAUGUGUAUCCUUGCUAUGGUUUGUUCCAUUGUGCUUGUUAUACUUGGCAUUAUUAUCUGGCAAGCUGCUAAGUGAGUUGACUCUGCACAAACGAUGUGCCACUUCCAUAUUUUACUCUGCCCUUCCCACCCACAAGUACCUGCCUGGAAUCACCAGAAGAACAAGGAGAGGCUAUGACCAUGGUCAGCAGAGGAGAUCUAUGCAGAGGGAUGGUCAGUGUGGAAACAUCCUCAUGUGAACUGAUCAAGCCUGCUUUGUAAAAUAGCUGAAAACAUCCUAUUUAAAGUGAGAUAAAGGACUAAGGUGCUGAGGGGAGUGCUUAUUCAUUUCUUGUCUUAUUUACUGCACUAACACUAGCUGUCACUGUAUUUCAAAUGUAUAAAUGUCAUCGGGAAUGAUUUCAGAACCGGCAAAAUGAAAUAAGAAACUCAUGGCUUGUUGAAGUAAACUAAUCUGUGGUUUUUAGGGGGCUGUAAUUUUUUGUGACCUGCUGUGGCAUCAUCUGAAUGAGACUGGCCUGCCCAGUCACCUCCUGUGGGACCUGUGUGACUCCUGCUGCUGACGGCAGCCAUGCUUGUAAAUAUACAUGUUGUAAAAUGAGAGCUCUUACAGAUAACCAAUACUGAUCAAACCCAUGUCUGUAAAUAUUACAAAUCUGCAUUAUAUUCUGCUCAGAACAUUAUGGAUCAUAAAAUAAUGACACUAUCUCCAACAUGAAAGUCCAGUCUUCAAACAGAACAUUUUUAAAUUGAUUUCUAUGACAGUAUGCAUAAUAAAUGUCUGAAACAA
Messenger RNA from Plectropomus leopardus (leopard coralgrouper), 1664 nucleotides. Its product is annotated as syntaxin-12. Gene Ontology annotation, molecular function: SNAP receptor activity; SNARE binding. Gene Ontology annotation, biological process: intracellular protein transport; vesicle fusion; vesicle-mediated transport. The record is from RefSeq and is a predicted model, not a curated record. Gene Ontology annotation, cellular component: postsynaptic recycling endosome; SNARE complex; endomembrane system. NCBI's taxonomy places the organism in Eukaryota, Metazoa, Chordata, Actinopteri, Perciformes, Serranidae.